UGCAGUGUGAAGAGUCUGAACAAGAACUUGACAGGCAGUUAAAUCAGACCAAGAUGACUGAAAAGUUGAUGGAGCAGCACAGAUGUGAGAUCCAGGAAGUCAAGCUGAAACACAGGAAACUCCGAAUGAGAUUUGAAAAUCAACUUCUGCAACUGAUAGAGCAGCACAAGCAACUUGACUUUGGCUUUAAUCCAAAGAGACUUCCAGAUGAAUUGCAGAAGUCUGAAAACGCAAAACAUCAGCUUUUAUCAGCUGAACAAGUGAAGCUGGCUCAGCUGGACAAACUCAGCGAAGAGUUAGCGGAGGCGAAGAAACAGAAGCACCUGGAGGCUGGAGCCGCACAGAUUGCCGUGUAAACCUGCUGAGUUGUUGCUACUUUCAGGACGAUAGGAAU
Messenger RNA from Cyprinodon variegatus (sheepshead minnow), 394 nucleotides. Its product is annotated as synaptonemal complex central element protein 1-like. Bases 54 to 356 code for a protein of 100 amino acids. Lineage: Eukaryota; Metazoa; Chordata; Actinopteri; Cyprinodontiformes; Cyprinodontidae. Gene Ontology annotation, biological process: synaptonemal complex assembly. Gene Ontology annotation, cellular component: synaptonemal complex. The transcript is spliced from 5 exons. The record is from RefSeq and is a predicted model, not a curated record.